Molecule: messenger RNA, 2391 nt
Organism: Trichomonas vaginalis G3
Lineage: Eukaryota; Parabasalia; Trichomonadida; Trichomonadidae
Product: armadillo (ARM) repeat-containing protein family
Exons: 1
Coding region: 1-2391 (796 amino acids)
Source: RefSeq, a predicted model, not a curated record
AUGAGCAAAAAAGAAGAGAGUGAUUCUUCUUACGAAUACACGGAAGAAGAAGAUGCUAAUGAACCACCAGCACCAAAAAACGAAAAGAAGCAAUUUGAUUUUGGCAAUCUUGAAGAAUUAGUCAAACAAAACAAGAUUGAAGAAGCCAUAGAUAAGUGCCUUAAUGUUAUUGGUACAAGUCCAACAUAUUUUGAAGCUGCAUUAGGAAAAAUCAUCACAAUUAUCCUCAAAACUUCAUAUAAAUCUCGUUGUGCUUACUAUGUUAUCUUUAAAGAAGUAAUUCGUAGAUUCCAAGGCAAAAUACGUGCCUACGAUAUCUAUAAAGCUAUAUUAAAACGUUGCCAACAUUCACAAAACGUCGAAAUUAAGAUUGCACGUAAUUCAUGCCUUGUUACAUGCAUUUCCUGCAUCUCUAGAGCAGGCUUAUUCAAAGACAACAAGGAAGAAUGCUUGAAACAGAUGAAACAAGUUUAUAGAAUCACAUCUCAAGCUCCACCGAUCAGAUUGCUUGGUUUUGAGAUCCUUAUUGACAUGAUCCAGUCAAAUGGCUUCACACAAGAGGAAUUCAACGAAAAAAUCUACCCAAUUUUCCAUGGAAAGUUCGAUCCAGAGGAACCAAACAAUAUCGACCUUCUCUACUUGCACACACAGUUCUACAAGAUGUUCCCUGAAGGACAGUUCAUCGAUGAUAUCAAGAAUAUAAGUAAAUUAGAAACUCUCAAGAAAUACACUCCAAUUCUCCAAGCAUCCGCAAGAAUACGUAACCUUCAUCCUAUCUGGCCUCUUAUCUGCUCAUUCGACGCUCAAUCUCUUUACAAUGCGGCUUCAGAAUUAUGGAUCGAAGGUGGAGACGAUUUGACCUCUCCAAAACACAUUCUUGCACAUGCUCUUGCUGCUUGGGUACCACACGCGUCAAAUCAGGACAUUGUUUCCUUGAUUCAGAACCAAUCUUUGUUCUUAGCCGCUGCAAACGCUGGCCGUGGUCAGGAAUUCAGAGACGUCCUCUCAAAAAAGAUCAGAACGAUAGAAUCCGAAAAAAUCGAAGUUGCAGUCGGAUUACUUAAUAUCGCUGAAGAAUCGAACUAUGUGAUGAAGGAAGUGCAUCAGAUCCUCACGUACAUGGACGAUGAACAGACUAGAACUGUUUUCGAGCGCGUAAAGGACACAAUUAAAUUUGAUUCUUUCUCAUACUUGUUGAAUGCGCAGAAGAACAGAAAGACUGGGUCCGAUGAUAAGCUUAUAGCAGAGAUAUUCGAGGUAGCUUGCUCAAAGUGCGAUUCUGACUUCAAUCGUAAGACAUUAUCGAAAUUCUUGACUUCUGUCUCGAAUUACAAGACACCAGCUGGUUCAGACUUCCUUUCUGUCCUAACAGGAAAGAACUUUACCCAGCCAAUUGUCUGUUCUGACGUAAAUUCGCUUGUUAAUUCUACAAACGCGAUGCUCGACAAUCUCGACCAGAUCCACAAGAAGAUGAAGUUCUCCAGUGAGACUAAGAUUGGAAGAUGCCAUAAUUUGGACGAAUUUGUCCAAUUAAUGAGAAAUCUUCACGAUACUGAGUUCCCACACCUCAAGAAGAUCGCCUGUGCAAAGAUUGAGGAUGCCAUUCCAUUCUUGCGUAAGGAAGAUUCAGAUUUGGUCAAAUUAUAUCCAAUAAUUAUUCCAAAAGCCCUUGAAAAACGCGAAUUAUGCGAAGCAGCAUUAGAUGCAGCUCUUUCCAACUUCAAGGAGCUCCCAGAUAGAACGAAAGAAGCUUUAAUUAACAUGCAAGAAAUCAAUUUACCAUUAGAAUCAUCAGAAGCAUCCGCUCUUCUUCCAAACCUUCUUAGAAAGAACGAAAUUGGUGCUUUCUCAGAAAAGGCAAUUAAAAAAGUUAUUGACAUGUCCGACCAUGAUCAAAAAGUGACAACUGCUGCCGAACGAGCUUCUGAAAUUAUUAACCAGAACGGCUCAACCUUUGGUGCUGGCGGCAUCAACCGUAUUAUAGAGACAACAGAGGGAGCAGCCAGUGCUGUUUUAAAGGCAAUUGAAGAGAAUAUUUCGAAAGCUCAAAUGGGAAACAACAAUAUCGUAAAAAUAGUUCAUGAAUGGGUCUACAAUUCGAUUGGAAAGGCUACAGAUGAUGAAGUUAGACAUGUUGCCAUUGAUUUUGCUAAGAGAAACUACCAAUCAAAUCCAGAUGGCAACAAACGCCUUGAAAUCAACAUGAGUUGGGUAUACAAGGUUGUUAAACAUCUCACAGAACAGGGUGCUCCUGAGUUAUUUGCUCCUCUUUACGAAAUAGUUAAAGAUAGAAAGUCAAAGAGGGCAAAAAGACUCAUUUUCCACCUCUCUGGCAAAUCUAAUGAACCUCCGAAAGAGGAAGACGUGAAAUCUGAGGAAGAAAACCAGUAA